Messenger RNA from Mollisia scopiformis, 868 nucleotides. RefSeq lists its product as uncharacterized. Lineage: Eukaryota; Fungi; Ascomycota; Leotiomycetes; Helotiales; Mollisiaceae. The record is from RefSeq and is a predicted model, not a curated record. The transcript has 2 exons. Bases 302 to 805 code for a protein of 167 amino acids.
GAGAUAUGGGUAGGCGUGAAGGAUCUUGAUGAUCAGAGAAAGUGGUUGGAAGUUGAAGAAGUUGGAGUUGUUGCGAGAUGGAGGAAGAGGAACGGAAGAGUGGAGGUGUCUGCCUUUAUGUAGGCUGGGAAGGCACGCUAAGCGAGUUUUUAGCGCUCUUUCUGGCUUUCGAUAUGGAACUGGCUGGAAGAGGAAGCGGCAGCCUUAUUCACCCAGCAGCUGAGCCACGGUGAAUGACUGCGCAGGAAAUUUCGAGAGGCUUCCUCUACGCCCGUACGAUUUCGAUUUUGAUUCACAUAUUAUGGCAUCAUUCACACAAAUUUUGAGGUUAUCAAAUUUUUUCUUACAGCAUGCGCCGAAAUCCUCUCUUCUUUGUCAUCUCACGUCCUGCUUUCAGUUCAUGUCAGAAUCAUGCCACCUUCACCUUCCAUGCGAGAUAAGAGUCCAAGCAAGGCUCUCAAAGGCCACCAUCCCCAAAUCGCCUAGCGUGAAUAUUAAGUCUCGACCCCGCCUCCAUCAUCAGCGAUGGCUGGCCUCUGGAAUGCUCACCAACCUCUCCGUGUCUCGGAAGCCUGCUGUCACGAGCCAUGCCUCCCCUCAACAGAUCCGAUUCACGAUGCUCAUCAGGUCGUGGGAAUAUUCGCAAAGGUUGAGUGAAGCUGGCCUGGGAAUCGUGUCUCUUCUUCCUCUGCGCGGUGAAAGCGCGGAGAAGCGGGCUGACCGAGCAGGAUUCGUGCGUCAUCGGUUUCAAAGAUUGCGACGCAUCCCCGACGACGGAUUGCAAGUUGAUGGGAGUAUUGGAUAGGAAUGUUGCGAAAAGAUCUUGGUACAUUUCGAACUUCUCAGCUACAUUCUAAGAAGUUUGCCU